Messenger RNA from Lactuca sativa (garden lettuce), 1491 nucleotides. RefSeq lists its product as uncharacterized. The record is from RefSeq and is a predicted model, not a curated record. Lineage: Eukaryota; Viridiplantae; Streptophyta; Magnoliopsida; Asterales; Asteraceae.
AUGAAGCCACAUGAAGUCACAGAAGAUCAAAUCAAGUUAAGGGCAUUUCCCUUUGCUUUACAAGAUUCAGCCAAGGAGUGGUUGUAUGACUUACCAUCGGGGUCAGUCACAACAUGGAAUGAACUUGCAAGGAUGUUUCUGGAUAAAUAUUUUCCCGAAAUGAGAGCUUCAACUUUACGUAGAGAGAUAAUUGGCAUCAACCAACAAAAGAGAGAAGCCUUGCAUACUUAUUGGGAAAGGUUCAAGAAAUUGUGCUCAAGAUGUCCACAACAUGGGAUUACAGAAUAUCAGUUGUUGCAGUAUUUUUGUGAAGGAAUGUCAUCUUGGGAUAGGAGAUUACUCAAUGCAUCAAGUGGUGGAUCUAUAGCUGAUAAGACUCCAAUAGAAAUCAGAGUUCUUAUAAAAAACAUGGCAGAAGAGUCCAAGCAUACAGUCCAAGAAGAAGAGUGGUACAGUGAUGCACCAAGGGGGGUGAAAGAAAUUUCUACUCCAAAAAUUGAAAGUCAACUUUCUGAGUUGACUAAGGUAGUAAUGAUGCUUGCAAAAGACAAGGGCGUGCAACCACCAACAGUUAGACCUUGUGACAUUUGUACACAAGUUGGACAUCCCACUGACAUGUGCCCCAUGUUACAAGAAGAUGUAGAGCCAGUUCAAGCUAUGGGAUUUUCAAGUCAACAACAAGGAAACUUCCAGCCAAGAAGCAAUCCAAAUUGGCAUCAACCUAAUACCAAUUUUCAGCCUAGACCACCACCUUAUCAACCAAGACCCCCAUUUCAAAAUCAAAUGCAUCACCAACAAAGUUAUCAAUCACAUUUCCAGCCAACUCAACCUCCUCAUCAAUCUCAAUAUCAACCUCAAAACAUGCAUCAAGGAAGUAGUUCAAGCGGAUCGGGAAUGUCUUUGGAAGACAUUGUUAAGAGUUUAGCCACAAGUACUCAAACCUUUCAAAAUGAGACCAAAGCGAGCAUCAAGACUUUGGAGCAACAAAUGACUCAACUCGCCACUUCUGUGAGUAAAUUGGAGUCACAAGGAAAACUACCCGUGCAAACCAAGAAGAAUCCAAAACAUAGUGCAUGUGUCAUCACUUUGAGGAAUGGCAAAGAAUAUGAAGGUCCAAAGAUGGUUGAAGAAGAAGAAAAGAUGGAGCUAGAGAAAGAAGAAGAGAAGUCAAAAACACCUUCCAAGCAAGUUCCUAUUGAAGCAAAAGUCACUCCUCCUCCAUUUCCUUCAAGAUUAAACAAGUCAAAGCGUGAAAGUGAAGACAAUGAAAUCAUGGAGAUGUUCAGGAAGGUAGAGGUAAAUAUUCCUCUUAUUGAUGCCAUCAAACAAGUCCCUAGGUAUGCAAAAUUCCUUAAGGAAUUAUGUACAUCUAAGAAAAAACUGAAAGGGAAUGAAACUGUCAAAGUAGGAGAAAAUGUGUCUGCAGUGUUACAAAAAGAUUACCUCAAAAAUGUAAGGAUCCGGGUGUUUUCACGGUUCCUUGCAAAUUAG